UGGUCUGUCCUUCCUCCUUUCUCUCCCUCUAUUUUUUUUUUCCUCAUUUUCAUCUCUCGAAAUUUUCAUUUAAUUCUGUUUUUAUUUUAUAAUUUGCAUUUGCGUAUGACAGUACAAGAAGAUUUUUAGAUUUUGCAUGGUUUUCCCAGCAGAUCAGUUUCUGCAAUUCUCUACUGAGUUUUUCGCCGGACCUUGAAGGGUUUUUUAGGGUUUCUAGGUACUAUGAUGGUGGAGCUUGUCAAGUGAAGUCUUUGAUUCAAGAGGGCAAAACAGACUUCUCGCGAGAAACUUUCAUUCUCUGCUGGGAUUUUUAUUUCUUCCGUAAAAUCUUUCAAUUUCCUGCAUUUAAUUAUAUGAACAGUGUCAUUUGUAUUUGAUAUGUGAAGAAAGGGUUUGAUCUGCGAAUCGGUGGACAUAUUUGAGGUUCUUUUUUGUCGUUCUCCGUUUAUUGUUUGAUCUGUCGAUUGGGUUUUGAACUGAUUUUGUCUGAGGCAGAAUUCAUUUUGAAUUGUUGGAAAAUUUUGGGAUUUUAGACAAGGGGUUCUAUCUGACUCCUUUUCUGAUAUUUCGUAAAUGGGUGAUGAUUGGAAAAAUUGAGUGUUUUUGGGUUGCCCAAUAGUGUUAGGUUCUCGGAUUUAAGGGCAAACAAAAAAUGGAUGCGGGAGAAGUUUUUAAUGGGGGAAAUGAAAGCAAAAGUGAAACCAGAAGUCAAGGAUUAAAUAUUGUGGACGAAAUCAAUAUAGCAGAGCCUAAAUCAAAGCCUCAGUGUUCGCAAAUGGAAGUGAUGGAGAUGGAAACUGAUGAAACUGGAGAUUUAACUGUUAGCAAUGGUGGAAAUGAGACUGUAGUUAUUAGUUCACCGAAAGUUGAGGGAGGAAGCAAUGGGAAUGUGGUUUUUUCUAGGGAAGCUCCACUUGUAAGUCGGGAGGAUUUGAGCAUACCCACAUGUAGCUGUGGAGCUGAGAAACUUAAAUCCAGAUUGGCUGCUUCGGAUUCUGAGCCUGGGAAGAAUGAGAAGAAAUUUAGUAGACAAGAUAGAAUUGAGUUAGGGCGGUUUUUUCAGGGUGCUGUGAGUUCACACGAUUGGGAGCUUGCAGAGAGUCUGAUCUUGCUGGCAGAUCCACAGACUCUAAAUGACGCUCUCUGCAUUUCUUUAGAUUCAAUCUGGUUUUUGAGUACACAACAAGAGUUGUAUGGAAUUACUGGGUUGAUCAAGAAGAUUGUCGCCAAUGGGGCAUAUGACUUCACUCGAGCUGCACUUCGGACUUCGUUUCUCGCUUCCUGUGUUUCUGCCUGCCAGAGUCGAACAAUGAGCCUGGCAGAUACUGUAACUGUGAUGGCACAGAGCAGGUUGCAUGAACGACUACAGGAAUGCAAUGGUGAUGAAGUUCUGAAGGCAGAAGCUGGUGCCAAGGUCCAGAAGUUCACAGAAUGGGCUCUUAAAUGUAUAAGUUUCCACUCUCGUUGCCAGGGAAAUAGAGACAGAGUGGGCCGCAACUCUGCCAUUGAGAUCCAGCUACAACUAUCAGCUUUCAAGACCUUUCUAGAUCUUGCUGGCAAUCAUCUUACGGGGAAGGACUUUACUGAAGCAUUUGAUGCAGCUUGCUUCCCACUUACACUCUUCUCUAGUUCAUUUGAUCCUGGUUGGGCAUCUGGUAUAUCAGCAACUGCUAUCCAAGGAUUGUUGGGCAUGCUGGUUGAGGGUGGUGCUGACAAUGUCAACCAAUGUUUUCUUGAAGCUUCACGAUUUGGGAGCACAGAGCUUGUUCGCAUUUUAUUGCAGAUUGCUCAAAGGAACAGCUUGGAUGUUGAUGUUGACCUAGCUUUGGGCUUUGCUUCCCAUUAUUGUAAAAUUGGCACGAUGGAAUGUCUAGUGGAAGAGGGAAAUGCCAUGGCUUUCUUGGGUCCCUUGAUGAGAGCUGCUGAGAGGGGCUGCAAGCCAGUUGUCGAGUGGUUCGUUCAAAGGGGUUGUCGGGACAUGGAAAUUUGUCUAGCUCUUACGGCUGCCACCUCCAGCAGUCAAGUAGAUAUAGCAGCAUAUCUUCUCCCGCAUGUUCCACAGCAUGUUCUUGCUGCACUCAGCAUUGAGAUUCUCAAGGCUGCUGGUGAACGAAGUGGUGGAUCUCUUGAUGGGGUGGCAUUUCUCCUGCGUUCAGACUUUUUAGGGGAUCCUGCCGCUACUUACGCAGUUGCUGACAGCAUUGCUAGAUCUGACGACGAGGCUGUUGCUCAUGACCUCAAGGCUUUUCUUCAAGAACAUUGGUCAGAGGCAGCUUUCUUAGAUGGACUGAAACAAGGGGAAGUACAUUAUUUGAACCUCGUGCAGAUUCUAAAAUGGGGCAAAUCUCCCAUCUGCUUAAGGGAUCUUCCUGGCCCUCUGAGGGUGGCAAUAGCUUACCUUCCACUGUAUAGGGAAUGCAUUAAGGCAGGAGGCCAGUUGUUAUCACAGCGGCACAGAGGGCAACUCGUGGAAGCUGCUAGAAGGCUAGGAGGCUUGAUACUAGAGGAGCCGGGACAGAGAAUAGAAUUACUUGCUGUCUUAGAGCAUCAUCUUCCUCCAUUUUUGCUUAAUGCACCAACUGCCUCUUAGCUAUACAGAAACUCAAGAUUUUGGGAAACCCCCCUCCCCCACUACCCACCCCAAAAAAAUCCCUCCUCUCCCAUGUUAAAGAUAAUAAUGACAUAAUAUCUCGGUUGAAGAUGAUCAAGUUCUAGAGGUUUGUCAGUUUCCUUAACGUCUAUGAAGGUGGCUACUGCCUCAGCUUAUACAAAGCAUACUUAGAAGUGCGUGUAAAAGCUGUUAGAUUGAAGCUGCUAUUUAGAUGUUUUUCUAUGUGAUGGGCAUGUAUAUUGGUUUAAUUCA
Molecule: messenger RNA, 2863 nt
Organism: Olea europaea var. sylvestris
Lineage: Eukaryota; Viridiplantae; Streptophyta; Magnoliopsida; Lamiales; Oleaceae
Product: ankyrin repeat protein SKIP35
Exons: 4
Coding region: 653-2590 (645 amino acids)
Source: RefSeq, a predicted model, not a curated record